Entelurus aequoreus (snake pipefish) is the source of this 3562-nucleotide messenger RNA. RefSeq names its product ceramide synthase 6 (gene cers6). Lineage: Eukaryota; Metazoa; Chordata; Actinopteri; Syngnathiformes; Syngnathidae. Bases 150 to 1334 code for a protein of 394 amino acids. Gene Ontology annotation, molecular function: DNA binding; sphingosine N-acyltransferase activity. Gene Ontology annotation, cellular component: membrane. The transcript has 11 exons. Gene Ontology annotation, biological process: ceramide biosynthetic process. The record is from RefSeq and is a predicted model, not a curated record.
CGCAGACGCCUGGCCUUCAUCACAUGAUCUUCAUCAUCAUCAUCAUCGUCAUCGUCAUCGUCAGCAUCAGCGUCUAACGUCACUGUGUGUGUGCGUGUGUGUGUGUGAGUGAGUGAGUGUGUGUGUGUUGUCACGCUGUUAGCGAGGACAUGGCCGGCAUCUUGGCGUGGUUCUGGAACGAGCGCUUCUGGCUCCCGCACAACGUGACGUGGGCUGACUUGAAGAACACCGACGAGGCGACGUUCCCGCAAGCGGAGGACCUUUAUCUCGCUGGCCCUUUGGCCUUCUGCGUCGUUAUGCUGCGGCUGCUGUUCGAAAGGUUAAUUGCAAGGCCAUGUGCUGUGGGCCUGAAGAUUCAAGCCAACGGGCCACAAAAAGCCCAACCCAACGCCAUCUUGGAGAAGGUUUUUACCGCCAUUACCAAGCACCCCGAUGAAAAGAGGCUGGAGGGAUUGUCCAAGCAGCUGGACUGGGACGUCCGAACCAUUCAGCGCUGGUUCAGACAACGACGCAACCAAGAGAAACCCAGCACUCUCGCCCGCUUCUGUGAGAGCAUGUGGCGGUUUACAGUUUAUCUCUACAUUUUCACUUAUGGAGUGCGUUUCCUUAAAAAGACACCCUGGCUAUGGAACACUAAAGAAUGCUGGUACAACUACCCUUACCAGCCAUUGUCUGUGGACGUCCACUAUUACUACUUACUGGAGCUGUCCUUCUACAUGUCCAUGCUCUUCUCCCAAUUCACUGACUUCAAGAGGAAGGACUUCUUCAUCAUGUUCCUGCACCACGUGGCAACCAUCUCCCUCAUCACCUUCUCCUACGUCAACAACAUGGCAAGAGUUGGAACUCUGGUCAUGUGUCUGCACGACGCAGCGGAUAUCCUGAUAGAGGCAGCCAAGAUGGCCAACUAUGCCAAAUGUCAGAUAUUGUGCAACCUCCUCUUUGCCAUGUUUGCAAUUCUCUUCAUCAGUUCCAGGCUGGCAGUUUACCCAGUGUGGAUUCUAAAUACCACCCUGUUCGAGAGUUGGGAAAUAGUUGGACCUUACCCAUCCUGGUGGGUCUUCAACCUGCUUCUAAUCUUACUGCAGCUUCUUCACUCGUACUGGUCGUACCUCAUAGUGAAGACCGCAUACCACGCCAUCUCCAAAGGAAAGGUGGGGAAAUGGAGUCCUUUACAUGUGUCUAAAGAUGACCGCAGUGACAUCGAGUCCAGCUCGGACGAGGAUGAAAGCCCUCCACCCAAACAGAAACCCCACAGCAGCGCCACCAACGGGACCAACAAAGCUCACGGGACCAAUGGCUACCUGACAGCAGCUUUUUACCCUAAUGAACACUGACUGUACUGGCACAGCCAUGUGGGGACAACAUUAACACCACUUAUUUUAUCCUCAACUUCUUUAUGGCUUCAGUUUUCAGUUUGACUCGUUUCCAUAAGACAAUCCUCUCGUCUGCAUAAUUUCAUCAGCUAUCAAGCAAACUUUUUUUUGUCAGAGAGUGAAAAUGUAUUCUUCUUUACGGCUUUAAGCAAACUACAGUUUGGACACACCUUCUCCUCAUUCAAUGUGUUUUCUUUAUUUUCAUGACUAUUUACAUUGUAGAUUGUCACAUCAGAACUAUGAAUGAACACAUGUGGAGUUAUGUACUUAACAAAAAAAGGUGAAAUAACUGAAAACAUGUUGGGUCUCUCCCUUAGAGAUAGGGUGAGAAGCUCUGUCAUCUAGGAGGAGCUCAAAGUAAAGCCGCUGCUCCUCCACAUGGAGAGGAGCCAGAUGAGGUGGUUCGGGCAUCUGGUCAGGAUGCCCCCCGAACACCUCCCUAGGGACGUUUUUAGGGCACGUCCGACCGGUAGGAGGCCACGGGGAAGACCCAGGACACGUUGGGAAGACUACGUCUCCCGGCUGGCCUGGGAACGCCUCGGGAUCCCUCGGGAGGAGCUGGACCAAGUGGCUGGGGAGAGGGAAGUCUGGGCUUCCCUGCUUAGGCUGCUGCCCCCGCAACCCGACCUUGGAUAAGUGGAAAAAGUUGGAUGGAUGCAUGGAUGUUUUAUAUUGUAGUUUCUUCAAACUAACCACCCUUUGCUCUAAUUACUCUUUUGCACACUCUUGGCAUUCUCUCCAUGAGCUUCAAGAGGUAGUCACCUAAAAUGAUUUUCACUUUACAGGUGUGCUUGAAGCUCAUGGAGAGAAUGUGAAAGAGUAAUCAGAGCAAAGGGUGGCUAUUUUGAAGAAUCUAGAAUAUAAAACAUGUUUUCAGUUAUUUCACCUUUUUUUGUUAAGUACAUAACUCCACAUGUGUUCAUUCAUAGUUUUGAUGUGACAAUCUACAAUGUAAAUAGUCAUGAAAAUAUAGAAAGGAGAAGGUGUGUCCUAACUUUUAGCCUGUACUGUACAUCGAUACACAGUCGUCUGGCAUUCUGGGGGUGUGUGCGUCUUAUGUCGGUAUCUUUUGUGUUAUUUAUUAAUUUUCCUCACGAUUACGUUUAGUGCUACACCCCCAAAGAUUUGCCAAAUUAAUGAACGGUGAGUUCCAAUUUGUGACAUUGACUCGCCGUUUGAAAAAAAGACAAACAUUGUCCACUUCAGCUGUAUAUGAGAUGUCAACAACAGUAUUAUGUGUAUGACUAGAUACUGUAUUCCCUAUUGAUGCAUUUUGUUUAGUCGUGCGACACAUUGCUGCCUGCGUCUCGUAUAAGGCACUUAUGAGUCGUUUGAAUUAUUCAAUAAAUGAACAAAAACCGUCAUUGCAAAUAUGAGUGGGUUGCUUUUCAUCAGUGACAAAAACACAAAUGAGCAGCAUAGAAAAAGCUCCUUCACUGCUUUGAUUCAAUUACAGAAUAUUGUCUGUAAUUCUUUUCAUAAAGGAUCAUCAUCAAGAAAUAUUUAAUUUCUGGCAGACAUAAAAUUAUAGGUAUUUGUAAACUUAAACUGGUUUGCAUUAUUCCACACUGGUUUUAAUGUCAACUGCAAAUGCUGGUGGUUAGAGCUAAACAAAUGCAACUCCCCUAUAAAUACAAAUUGAUAUUUGUGAAGGAAUUGAUGAGCACGUUAGAUCUAACACUAUUUUGUCAAUGGUUUUUAUAUUCCAGAACCAAAGAUGGGAUGUUUAUUAUGCAUUGUUAGGGAAAACAAAUAUGUAUUUCUAUGGCAGGAUCAAUUGUAACGUUCUGGUGUAUGUCUGGAUCCCAGGUUGCAGAGAUGGCCCUCUUUUGUUAGGGUAAAACGAAGGUAAUACGAAGUGCACAAAGAGUAAAUAGGCCUAAGAUGCACAAAGCAAAUGAUCUGGGACAGGCGCGUAUUGAUUGCCAAUCAGGGACAGGUGAGACAGUGGAGGUAAACAGGAAGUGGAACGAAAAAUAAGAACGCUUUAAAAGAAAUAAUAAAAAAUACAAUAAACAUGCAAGAUUAUGAGACUGACAUUUACAUUGUUUUAUAUAUAUUGAAAUAUGUAGCCAUAACGCAUAUUGUAUCAUUUACUUUGGCAAAAUGUAUUUGUUAUAACAAAUUGUUGAAUAUGAAUAUAUACAUAACAUGUUAUCAAUGUAUAUCAUUUUAUGAGUUUCUGUUGG